This is a messenger RNA of Serinus canaria (Common canary), 1937 nucleotides long. It is a transcript of the gene DBN1, whose product is annotated as drebrin 1. The transcript is spliced from 14 exons. Gene Ontology annotation, molecular function: actin filament binding. NCBI's taxonomy places the organism in Eukaryota, Metazoa, Chordata, Aves, Passeriformes, Fringillidae. The record is from RefSeq and is a predicted model, not a curated record. Gene Ontology annotation, biological process: positive regulation of axon extension; regulation of actin filament polymerization; neuron projection morphogenesis. The coding region runs from base 75 to 1889 and encodes 604 amino acids. Gene Ontology annotation, cellular component: plasma membrane; site of polarized growth; actin filament.
GCCGCUGCGGCAGUGUCUCGGAGGCGGGCAGGCGGCCGGUCCCUCCGGUCCCCCGGCAGCAUCCCGGCCCCGCCAUGGCUGGCGUCGGCUUCGCGGCGCACCGCCUGGAGCUGCUCGCCUCCUACCAGGACGUGAUCGGCGAGGACAGCCCCACCGACUGGGCCCUCUACACAUACGAGGAUGGCUCUGAUGACCUGAAGCUGGCAGCAUCAGGAGGUGGAGGUUUGCUGGAGCUUUCCGGCCACUUUGAGAUUCAGAAGGUGAUGUAUGGCUUCUGCAGCGUCAAGGACCCCCAGGCCGUGCUCCCCAAAUAUGUCCUCGUCAACUGGGUGGGUGAGGACGUGCCGGAUGCCCGCAAAUGCGCCUGUGCCAGCCACGUAGCGAAGAUUGCCGAGUUCUUCCAGGGUGUCGAUGUCAUUGUCAAUGCCAGCAGCGUGGAGGACAUUGACCCCGGGGCCAUCGGGCAGCGGCUCUCCAACGGGCUGGCUCGUGUCUCCAGCCCAGUGCUGCACCGCCUGCGGCUGCGCGAGGACGAGAACGCCGAGCCCGUGGGCACCACUUACCAGAAAACCGACGCCACCGUGGAGAUGAAGCGGCUCAACCGGGAGCAGUUCUGGGAACAGGCAAAGAAAGAGGAGGAAUUGCGUAAAGAGGAAGAGAGGAAAAAGGCCCUGGAUGCCCGGCUGCGGUUUGAGCAGGAGCGGAUGGAGCAGGAGCGGCUGGAGCAGGAGGAGCGGGAACGGCGCUACCGGGAGCGUGAGGAGCAGAUCGAGGAGCACAGGAGGAAGCAGCAGAGCUUGGAGGCGGAGGAGGCCCGGCAGCGCCUGAAGGAGCAGUCCAUCUUUGGUGACCAGCAAGAGGAGGAUGACAGGCAGCAGUUUAGGAAAUCGGAGUCAGAGGUGGAGGAGGCUGCUGCCAUCAUCGCUCAGCGGCCUGACAACCCCCGGGACUUCUUCAAGCAGCAGGAGCGGGUGGCGUCGGCCAGCAGCGAUGCUAUCUCACCAGGCAGCCACAGGACAGGCAGCCAGUCGGACGCCUUCCGCAAGGCCUCGGCAGCGGGCUGCAGCCCCUGCGAGCCCAGCCCGGCCACCACGCCGCUGGGCGGCCCGGGCACCCGCGCGCCCGCUGAACAGACGCCGGCAACGCCCAAAGAGUCCCCCAGCCCCAGCGCACAGGAGCCCGGGCCAGCCACGCCCGAGCAGCACUGGCCCUUCCCGGGGCCCGAGGACAAGGCCAUCGAGCCCCCUGGGGACGAGCCCAGUCCCAGGCCAGUGUGGACAGAGGGGGGUGAUGCCCUGGGGGACCUGGUGACCCUGGAGCCCACCGAGCCCUCCCUGCCUCCCGGGGCUGACGAGCCCCAAACUGAGGAAGCCCCCAACCCUGAGAGCCUCAUCGACCUGUGGCAGAGUGAUGGGGUGACUCCCCCAGCCGCCUGGCCCCUGCCUGCUGCCCCUGUCCCCGAGACACCCCCGGCCAUGCUGCCUGAGGAGGGGGCCCUGCUGAGCCUGGAUGAGCUGCCUGAGCCCCCUGCCACCUUCUGCGACGCGGAGCAGGAGGAUGAGGAUGAGGAAGAGGCAGCUGGUGAGGGGGACCCCCAGUCCCAGGAUCUGGGCUGCCAGCACACGCCCCAGGAAGACACCCCAGGCCGAGAGACGCCCCCCAUCACCAAUGGGGAGAUGGCCCCCAAGGAUGGGACACCGGGUCGUGGGGAGCAGGCCAGCGAGGGCUACUUCAGCCAGUCCCAGGAGGAGGAGGUGCCCCCCACUGAGGAGCUGUCGGCCAAAGCCCCCCAGCCCGUCUUCUACAACAAGCCCCCAGAGAUCGACAUCACGUGCUGGGACGCAGACCCUCUGCCCGAGGAAGAGGAGAGCUUUGGGGGGGCCCUGUAAGGCCGGGCCCCGCUGCCGGCACAGGCAGCCCGCCCCGGCCGGCGCGGG